This is a messenger RNA of Cephus cinctus (wheat stem sawfly), 1446 nucleotides long. Its product is annotated as inosine triphosphate pyrophosphatase. NCBI's taxonomy places the organism in Eukaryota, Metazoa, Arthropoda, Insecta, Hymenoptera, Cephidae. The transcript is spliced from 2 exons. The record is from RefSeq and is a predicted model, not a curated record. Gene Ontology annotation, molecular function: nucleoside triphosphate diphosphatase activity. Gene Ontology annotation, cellular component: cytoplasm. Bases 243 to 815 code for a protein of 190 amino acids. Gene Ontology annotation, biological process: nucleoside triphosphate catabolic process.
AUAAGAUUUACGUUCGCCAAAGGCAGAUAACGGAACUCCAGUAGACUAAUCAUGUAGAAAUUGUUUUCUUGAGACAAUUAAGUUAAUUAUUGCGAUGAUGCUGAUAAGAGAGAUCACGCAUUUCUUCAUUUCUAAUAUAUUUUAAAAUCACAGUAAUACAUUCAAACACGUGAAAUGUGGAGAGUAUAAAAUUUCCCAUAUUUUUCGGUGUCACCAAUAGAACGAUCACAAAAUAUUUAUUUAUGUCCAAGCCCAUCGUGUUCGUGACUGGAAAUGCGAAAAAAUUGGAGGAAUUCGUAGCGAUAUUGGGAAGAAACUUCCCGAGACAAGUAACGAGUAUGAAAGUUGAUCUUCCAGAAUACCAAGGUGACAUCGAAGACAUCUGCAAAAAUAAAUGCCGAGCAGCAGCAGAUAUUGUCAAAGGCCCAGUUAUCAUAGAAGAUACUUGUUUAUGUUUUAAUGCGAUGAAGGGACUUCCAGGGCCCUACAUCAAAUGGUUUUUGGACAAACUAGGCCCAGAAGGUCUUUAUACGAUGCUAACUGGAUGGGAAGACAAAUCUGCUCAAGCAAUCUGUACUUUUGCAUUUUGCAAUGGUGGACCGGAGGACCCAAUAAUUUUAUUUCAAGGAUGCACGAAUGGUACCAUUGUAAGUCCCAAGGGGCCAAGAGAUUUUGGGUGGGAUCCUUGUUUUCUGCCAGAAGGAAAAUCUCAAACAUAUGCAGAGCUGCCAAGGGAGGUUAAAAAUAAACUUUCGCAUCGAUUUAGAGCAAUAGAAAAAUUAAAAAAUUAUUUUUGUAAAAAUACUCAAAAUUAACUAAUCUACUUAUAUAGAUUAUUAGAUGAUUAUAAGUUUCAACUAAUUAUUAAAUUGUACAGAAUAAUUCAGUACAAAUAAUACCAGCCAGAUUUGAUAGCUAUUUAUAUUAAACUGUACAACUGUAAUUAAAAUGAAUAAACACAUAUUGUGUUGCUAUUAUAAAAACUAAUUAAGAAUAAAAUAAUAAUGAACAAAGGCAUUCAUUUCUUGACUGUUAUUUGAGGAUCUCCAUCUCAUCAUUAAGAAGCAACAUGAACUGUAGAAGGUGAAGUAUCACAUGAAAAACAAGAUAUAAUGGUGCUAACUUGUUAAUAACAACUUACUAAAUAUAAUGUAUCACUGUUGAUAUGCGAUUGGUGCAAAUGGAAAGAUUAAGAUAUUUAUAUACAUAGUAUGUAAGAUUAUAUGUCACUCUUAAUAUAGUGUAUAAUAACUAAAAAAACAUUGAUUAACAUGCAUCAAAUUUGGUUUAACUUUAAAACCUAAGUGAUAUGGUAAAAAGUAAUUCCUGUAUAUUAUAUCCCACACAAUACAGUUACAUGCCACAAAACAUUGUACAAGUAUAUCUCUACAAGAGUUGAAAUAUUUUUUUUUUAUAUUGCCUAAUAAAUCUGCAAUUUUUCUGAAA